AAAAAAAGUGAUGGGAGGAGUAAAUAAAAGUGAUAUAUCUUUGAGCUGAUUAAAGCAUCUCCUAUUCUACUAUUACUGUGCCCGCCACUUCCAAAAUUUGCUGCCAUAGCCCGUAGCCACUCGCCCACUCUAAUCCGUUUCGUUGCCACUGACUGAGGUUUUUUCUUCUGUUCCAUUAUUAUUUACAGCAUCACUUUAGAGCAGAAAGUUGCCAACGAUGAACAAAAAAAAUUAUUUGAUAAAAGAAUUCUACCGUUUCUAUGAAAUGAAGCUUUAUACAACAUUUAGGAUCACUUUUUACUCUACAUCUAUUCCGCAUCUUCUUUGAUUAAAGGGAUAGUUUUCACAGUUUGCUAAAGUUUGACCUUUUUUUAGAAUCAAACGGCUCCGAUGAACCAUAUCUGAGUAGAGUCAGUUAUAGGAAUUAGGAAAUAGGUUAGAUAAUGGGUUAGGGAAUGGUGGUAAUAAUACAUAUUUACCCCAAUGAAAGUAUGAUAUAUUUAAUUUAUUGGGGUUAAAUCUUUACGAUUACCACCUGAACCAAUGGCUGCCCCAUUCCUCACUCUUCAGUUUAAUAAUUUGCUUGUACUUCUGUUGUUCCUGAAAAAAAAUCAGCUCAAGGAUAGAGCUUAGUGGUUCUUCAAAAGUGAGUGGAAGUAUGGAGAUAAUUCAAGAAACAGGGAGUCUGGAGAAAUACAUAGUUGGGUCCGUGCCAACCCUAAUCUACAUUCCAAACUUCAUCUCAGACAUUGAAGAAGAGCAGCUUGUCAAGAAUAUUUAUGGAGCUCCUGUUUCCAAAUGGAAAUCUUUAAAAAACAGGAGGCUGCAAAAUUGGGGAGGCGUUGUACACGAGAAGGGUCUUAUAGCACAAGACUUGCCUUCAUGGUUAACUAGAAUUACUCAGAGGAUCCAAGAGGAAUCAGGCCUUUUUCCUUCAGCAAUUAAUCAUGUUCUUAUCAAUGAGUAUCUUCCUAACCAAGGAAUAAUGCCACACCAGGAUGGACCUGCUUAUUAUCCAGUAGUGGCAAUUCUCUCUCUCGGAUCACCUGUUCUGAUGGAUUUUGACCCACAUCCAAAUCUUAAACGCAACAUAGAGUCAUCUACCAACAUUGUUGAUUAUAAAAUCUGUGAAGGUGGGACCACAAAGAUUAAUGUCAGUAAAAGAAGCGAAGAUGAUCACUGUUCCUUUUCCAUUUUGCUGAUGCCUCGCAGUUUACUCAUUUUCAAGGACAAGGCUUAUUCAGAAUACCUGCACAGUAUUAAAGAUGAUGAUGUACAACAGUGUAACGGGGCUGUGAAUGUGACAAGAAACGCGAUAGCUAAUGGCUCGUUUGGUUCAUUAUGUAACUCUGGGCAAGUAGUUGAUGAAGAGGGAGAAGCGGAUGACAUUGUUAUUCACCGGACUAAUACCAGACUCUCUUUGACGUGCCGGGUUGUGACCAAAGUUCAAAAAAAUCUGCUCAGGCUUUAGUUAGCUUAUAAUGUAUUUUGCUAGUGAAACCUAUUUGGAGGAAUAUAUUAGUUGCUUUUACUAAAAUGGUUGCGCACAUAUGUAUUGACUUUAUCACUUUUUGUACUUGAAUAAAAAAACAGAUCUAAUUUUGAUCAGAGUUGUUUUAAUUUGCCAAAGAACAACGUACAGAAAGGGCCAAUCCCUC
Messenger RNA from Cuscuta epithymum, 1658 nucleotides. The record is from the annotation of a GenBank genome assembly. NCBI's taxonomy places the organism in Eukaryota, Viridiplantae, Streptophyta, Magnoliopsida, Solanales, Convolvulaceae.